AUGAACGAGAAAGAAGAAUUGCACCUAUACCAUGUUUCUCUGCAAAAACAACGGAAUUAUGUGCAUUCAUGUAUAGGGCACUUCGUGGAUUAUCGACAUCACCACAUUCGUGCACAGGGCGGGAGUGUCGAGGGCGGGAAGAAAGGCAGCAAGUGGCGCAAGCAGCUGCAGAUCUGCAUGGCGACGCAGACGCAGGUGGAGCUGUACGAUGUGGAGGAGGGCAGGCUGCGUAGGCUGUUCACGCGGACGGUGUUCGGGACGAUCACGGGUUUGAGCAGCGUUGUGGCGGACGGGCGGAGCGUGCUGAUAGUGGUGGGAGACUCAGGGAAGAUGUCCGUUUUGCGGUUCAAGUACGAGGGGGGGCGCGUGCGGCUUGAGGCGCUGUUCAAUGAGCCGCUGAGCCGGUCGGGCGUGCGCCGGCUGUCGCCGCAGGCGCACGUCUCAGUGGACCCGCAGGGCCGGUGCGUGCUGCUGUCGGCGAUGGAGCGCAACAAGGUGUGCUACCUGAUGGACGUGAAGCAGGGAGAGCUGCAGGUGUCGUCGCCGUUGGAAGCGAACAGGCCUAAUUACGUCACGAUGCAGACGGCGGCCUGCGACGUGGCGUUUGACAAUCCUAUAUUUGCAUCUCUGGAGAUCGACUUAGCGGACGGCGCGAAGUACUUAUUCUUCUACAUGCUUGACCUGGGGCUGAAUCACAUGGCCAAAGUUGCGGACUUCGAACUUGGCGACGGCAGCGCCAACUUUAUCAUGAGCGUGCCGGACCUGGAGCAGUACGGUAUAAAUACGAAGGCGGGCGGUCCUGAUGAUGGCGACCCCGAUGCAAUUGUUCCUUUUGUCCUGAUGGGCUUUGAUAAUUACGUUUCCUUAAAAGACUUAAGAGGCAGGUACGAUAUAAAUGUCCAGAUUCCCACUCGCAAGCUGAGCCAAAAAACAAUAAUAACCGCAGGAACUGUGCAGAAGCUCAAAAGAGAUUUCUUCAUGCUGUUGCAAUCGAAUCACGGGGAUUUAUAUAAGGUAAAGAUAUUGCCUGAUGAGAAGACUGCGUCGCCCGUCGUGACGAUCUCGUACUUUGACACCAUUCCACAGGCCCAGAAUCUCCACAUUUUCAAGCACGGGUAUAUGUUUGCUAAUUCUGAAUAUGGAAACUCUUAUCUAUACCAAUUCGAAAACCUAGAUGAUGAAGAAGAAUCAAUGCUGACUUCGGUCAUGCCAGGCCGCAGGCUGAUUAUAGAACCUCGAACUGUCUUGAAGAAUUUAUUGGUCGCAGACAAACUCGCACUAGUAAAUCCCAUUCUUUCUUCCCAACUGACAGAGAGAGUGCCACUUACUAUCGCCACGAGCACGCUCGGCGACGUGCGACUUUUCACGGCCGGUGUUAAUUUUAUGGACAUAAUAUCCUCCCCACUGCCAGCAGCGCCACUUGACAUAUGGACUGUAGCAACAAACGGUUCCCGGUUCCAUAAAUUGCUUUUCAUAGCACUUCAGGAGUCGACUAUGAUACUGAAGAUAGCAGCGGGAACGGUAGAAGAGCUAGAGUUGCCGCAUAACCCGUUUGUUAUCGCGCAGGAUAAGACAGUUCUGAUCGCACACAUGGGCGGGCAAUCGAUCAUACAGGUGACCGAAAAUAAGAUGGUGCACAUCAUCGAGAAUCGUGAUGAAAGUUAUGAAUCCAAGCUGGAAUGGUUCCCUCCUGCGGGUAUUUGUAUCCUGAAGGCAUCCUCCAAUAGCACGCAACUGAUACUUGCACUAUCCAACAACGAAGUUGUGUACUUUGAGAUAGGAUCUAACGAAAGCCUGAACGAGCUGCAGGAUCGGAUUGAAGUCGAAGAGCGGAUCACUGCUCUUGCGAUUGGCAACGGGAAUAGAUCUGACUAUAUGAUCAUUGCGUCUGUUGAUUCAACUGUUAAAGUCUACAGUUUGAAAGUACAGGAUCAGGCAAACUUUCUAGAAGUGGUAUCAAUGCAAGUUUUGGUUUCACCUGCUUCGUCGCUACAACUUGCUUCAUCCGGUGGAUCGCUCUGCUUACAUAUAGGCCUAGACUCUGGCGUAUAUGUUCGGUCAAAAUUAGACAGGAACACUGGCGAACUCUUUGAUGUGAGAACGAAGUACUUGGGCACCAAACCGGUUGAAAUAUCGCUAUUACUGGAUAUGAAUCCUUAUAUCAAUGAGGAGGUGGAUGAUGAGGGAGAAGAGGAAGAAGAACAGGAUGAUGAAGAGAGUCUGGGGGGACCACAUUCUCGCCUUGUCCCGUGCGUUGUUCUACACUCAGGAAAAACCUGGAUUAGUUAUGAACUGGAUUCCUCCCUGUUUAUUCGGCCGUUACUUAACGACCAGAGUUUGAAGAGAGUUGCUCAAUUUACCUCAAACGAAAUUCAACGCAAUGGAUGCUGCUCUAUUAGUUCAGCGGGGUUUCUGGUCAUCGGCAGAAUUGGCACGUUUCGCAAUAAUGAUUGUUGGUUCCAAGAGAGCAGCCUAGCACUUCCAGAUUCGGAGGAUAGCGUUAAUGGGAAUGAACUCGAAAACGACGAAAAGGACCCGGAUGCUUUACUAGAAGAGAAGCAGAAGGUAAAUUCCAGUAUAGGGAAACUCAUCAUCCCAGAUCCUGAUGAUAUAAAACUAUUCUACUAUUGUGAAUAUAAUGAAGUUGAGAACUCAUGCAGGGUAAGCUUGUUUAAACAAGGUAUCAGUUACAAGCAUGAAAAUUCCACAGAGGCGUUUCAACUGAUACCGGACUGCCGUCCAAGUACCGCCACUAUUGCGCGAUUUGGCCUUGAUAUGAAGCAUUUAGUUAUAUCGACAGUGAACGGCGUGUUGAAGACAUUUGUGAUACGCAUAACCAAAGCUGCUAACAACCGGAGGUUUGAACUGUUAGCAUUGCAUGAUACCGUAGCGGGCUCCACCAUUCAUGCGAUGUGUCCGUUCCACGAUAAGCUGUUAGUCCCAUUGGCGAAUGCUGUAGUAUUGUAUGGCUUGGGGAAGAAACAAUUACUGAAGAAGUCAAUCAGCUACCUCCCGACAUCAAUAACCAAAAUAGUCGCAUUAGACCAGUGGAAUGGAACAAGAGUUGCCGUGGGAGAUAUCCAUGAAUCGGUUACACUGCUUCACUUUGAUGAGAGGAAAAACCAGUUUAUUCCUGUUGCCGAUGAUGUGACAAAAAGACAUGUAACUGUAGUUAAAUUUGUGGAUGAGUGCACUGUUAUUGGAGGAGAUAGAUUUGGGAAUAUAUGGUUACUACGUUUACCUUUGGAAUAUGACCGGCUAAUAAAAGAGGGCGUGGAUAGCUAUCUAUUGACCUUAAAUACUGGUAUCCCCAGUAAUAUCCGAGAAUGCGUUUUCAAAUGGCAGCUACUAAACCACUUCUAUAUCAAUGAUAUUCCAAUGUCAUUUCACUUGAUUGCGUCACCACAGAUGGCCGAUAGGGCCAGUAUAUUGUAUGCUGGCCUACAAGGCACCAUUGGAUACCUGAUUCCCCUGAUUACCAGACGAGAAAUCGAGUUUUUUGAUUUGUUAGAGCAAGCAAUGAGAGAUGCUGACCAUCUGUUUUACCUUGACCAGGAAAACCGCCUGAACGAUACUAGUGAGCUGAAUGACGGAGCUGACGAAGAAGGCUCAGUAAUUGAUAGAAGGUUUCCCUCUGUCCAAAAGAAACGGAAGAUACCGGAAGGCGCUUAUUCUCUAGUGGGGAGGGAUGCCAUGAUGUACCGCAGCUACUAUAAUCCUGUAAGGCAUGUGACAGACGGCGAUCUAUGCGAGCAGUUCUUAGAACUGUACCCUAGCGAAAAGAACUUCUUGGCCGCUCGCGUUGACAACCGUUCUGUGCAGGAGAUAGAAAGGCGUAUUAACGAUAUGCGCACCAACUGUAUGUAA
Eremothecium gossypii ATCC 10895 is the source of this 3867-nucleotide messenger RNA. RefSeq names its product U2 snRNP complex subunit RSE1 (gene RSE1). Bases 1 to 3867 code for a protein of 1288 amino acids. Lineage: Eukaryota; Fungi; Ascomycota; Saccharomycetes; Saccharomycetales; Saccharomycetaceae. The record is from RefSeq and is marked provisional. Gene Ontology annotation, molecular function: protein binding; U2 snRNA binding. The transcript has a single exon. Gene Ontology annotation, cellular component: U2 snRNP; nucleus. Gene Ontology annotation, biological process: mRNA splicing, via spliceosome.